Caenorhabditis bovis is the source of this 789-nucleotide messenger RNA. NCBI's taxonomy places the organism in Eukaryota, Metazoa, Nematoda, Chromadorea, Rhabditida, Rhabditidae. The record is from the annotation of a GenBank genome assembly.
AUGCACUACGAGUCGAAGGGCUCGUCGAGAAACAGCGCGUCGGGAUCGAAUAAUCCGUGCCGAGGCAUUUCGCCACUGACAAUCAUCGAGAUCGCACCAAAACCGGAGCUCAAUGUUUCUGUCUUUGAAGCCCGCAUAUUGAAAGGUUAUGAAGACAAUCAAGGACACUACUACUUCGACGGCCACGCGAAUGGAUCUGAUUUUAUGUAUUUGAAAGUGUGGAGCUUAAAGGGAGAUGUCAUUUGCGAGUAUCAUCUGCGAGUCAAAUCGCACUUGAUGCCGAGAAUUUCAUUACCGGAAGAGCAUGAGUUUAUGCCUUGCCCGUAUUGGUGCGGCGUUCAACUUGUGUUCGACGGAAUCGGAAACCCGGUGAUGAAGGAGCCGGCCUGGACGCCGACGAUGAUACAGAAAAUUAUUGGAGAUCUUAAAGGCAUCUAUUCCGCCGAUGUGGUCAUCACAAAUUCGAACAUCAAAGAAAUCAAUUUUUCGAAAUUCGAGCUGAUCACAUUCGGCUAUUGGCAUUUCGAGAAUCUGACGGAACUCGAGGUUGUUAACUUCCCUGAUGAUAUCGAUGUUAGAUAUUCGAUGAAAGUUCAUACGAAAAACGUGCCAAAGUUAAAUGCCGACUCGAGGCGCCGUCUUUACUCAUUAUGCAUGUGGGAUUGCGACAUCGAGCCGGCUGCCAACGAGCCGCCGGCAACGAAACCCGCUCCACCACCGCGAAGUCCCAUCCACGAUUUUUAUUAUUAUGAUUAUGUCGAGAAAAAAUUCCCACCUGUAUACGAUUGA